GAAUCUUUUAAUUGCAGGUUAUACUGGCGACAAACAUGGCUGAAUCGUCUGUCACUAUUCCAGGAGUUGCUUAUGUUAUUGAUUCCUGUAGAUCAUUGCAAGUCUACUGGAAUCCAGUCAGGAGAAUUAACUCAGUUAAGCUUGUAUGGAUUUCCAAGUCCCAGGCUGAGCAGCGGAAAGGCAGGACAGGCCGGACCUGUGAUGGUCAAAUUUUUCGCUUAGUAACAGAGCCAUUUUACAACACCUUUCCUGAUCAUGAAAGCCCUGCCAUUUUAAGUUUAUCCAUAAGAGAGCAAGCACUCAUGAUAUGUUGUGCAGAGUCCAGAGCUAUGAAUGACCCCACCGUCCUGCUGCAAAAAAUUCUCAAUCCACCAGAGUCUGCUGUUAUUAAAGAUGCACUAGAGACUCUUGUUCAAAUUGAUGCGGUUCAGCCAGCUUUGAGUGGAGGGUAUCAGCCCAGUUUUUAUGGCUAUUUGCUCAAUAGUUUGCCGUUAUCGUUCCAUGCUUCUGUUCUUACCCUGAAAUUUGGUGAGAUGGGGUAUCUCCAUGAAGGAAUCCUGAUAGGCAUUAUGUUGGACAUCCAACCACUUCCUAUACUGCAACCUUUUGGUGAUCAAGCAUUGCGCAAGAAGAUUAGAGACAAUUACUUUGAUGAGGGUAGUUCUCAACAAAUUGGCAAGAAGGAAGCUACACUCAUCGGAAAUCUUCGGGCAUUUCAAUUUUGGCAGUACAUGUUUAAGGAUAAGUUUCAUCUGGAGUACCUGAUAAAUAUAGCCAAGAACGAAGAAUCAAAUGCAUCUGGGCCCUUGAUCUUGAAAAAUGAAGAAGACUGGUGUAGAUUUCACAAUCUCGUCCCGAAAGCACUUAACAACAUCUCUGAAAUCUAUGAUGAUAUUAUGAGCACACUGCACCGCUUUAGGCCUCCUUUUCUUCAGAAAAUCAUUCCUCCAAAGUACCUUCAGACCUUUGAUUUCCACCAUGCAUGUCGUGACCCUGAAUUGCCGGAGCCAGAGCAUAUGCCUUCAUUCUCGUUGGAAGCUGAUAAUUCUCAUUUAGAUUCACAGCGGAGGUGUGCUUCACACCCAUAUAUUUCCGCAACUGAUUUUGGAGCCACUGACAUUGUUAAUGGCCUGAAGAAGGCUAUCAAAGAGAUGAAAAUACAACUUGCAGACGAACAAGUUGUUGGUAAUGCUCAACCAGCCUUUGGAGGUGAGAAGUGGGUGGAGUAUGUUAACAACACUUUUGAGGAAUACAAAGGCCCUUUUAACAAUUCAGCUGAUGACCCCAAACCAGCAUGCAAGUUCUUCCUCACAUUAAAGGGUUGUAUAAAGGGCAGCUCUUGUUCAUUUCCACAUGAUUGUGACUCUUUGAUCUCUUCAUCAGUUGCAUCUAAAAUAAACCCAGAAGAACUACCCUGGCGUGCUGACAUAGGUUGGACACAGUUGCUGACUAGAGGUGAAAAUGGUCACAUUCUUGUCGUGAAUGACAAAAAUCUGAAGUUCUCUCGUGAACUUCGUAAGAUAGUUGCCCGCACACCUUAUCUGCGUUCGGCUGAGCAUAAUGCAGUUGCAAACAACCUCAGCAUAGUCCUGAAUGUCCCUGAUCCUUCUCAUCUAACUAUUGGAGGUGAACAUGAACUACCAGUUCCUUGGACGAAAUUACAGCGGAUUAUUUUGUUAGAUGAUUAUGGUUCUGGUGAAGCAAUCAGCCACCAACUAUUGCAGAAGUUCUUUGAGUAUAUUGCCAUCAAGAUCUUGCCGGAAACAUUAUCUGGUUUGCAGGUCAUCGUGAUCAUGAAUAACACAAAAUUUGUUAAGAUACAGGUGGAAAGAAUGGCAAGAGAGUGUUUCUUCUUUCUGGGUGAAUCAUUCCUAUUAAAUGGAGUGCCCCUUGGAUGGUUUCCGUGCACCCGUCAACAAGAUGGGCGAGUAGCAGGACCAGUUGCUUACGUUUUCAACAUGCAUCCUCCAUCGGCACGGCGAUUUUGCGACACAGGAGAACUGAGUGCCAAGUCCUCUGCAGAGACUAGUUAGGCCAGUCUAGGUUAUACGCAUAUUAAUAGCUACUCCCAGGUCAAAUCGUUUUGCAAGCUGGAAGCUUGUACAGAAAUAUUAUGGCACACUAGCUACGAUGGAUACGGUAGGCACUGCGCUGCGACUGCUAACUUGGGUUUUUAUGUCGUCGCUGCUCUAAUUUUUGUUAGAUGUCCAAUUGGCAUGUAAGUGCCUUGAAAGUUGUUAUAUGUUCAUUUGGAAAGUGCCUCCAAGGCAUGGAGCCAUGGAAUCCCACUCUAUGUGAUAAACCAUUAUAUAACUAUGUCAAUUUGCUUUUU
This is a messenger RNA of Triticum urartu, 2332 nucleotides long. The record is from RefSeq and is a predicted model, not a curated record. Lineage: Eukaryota; Viridiplantae; Streptophyta; Magnoliopsida; Poales; Poaceae.